AUGGCAAAGCUUAUUCUACUUACGGGUCUAACCCUUCUGCUGAAUUCUCAGCUGGGUUCUACCUACUUUCUGACAUGCUACUUCACCAACUGGGCCCAGUACCGGCCAGGCACUGGGCACAUCAAUCCUGAUGACAUCAACCCUCUCUGUACUCACCUGAUCUAUGCCUUUGCUGGGAUGCACAACAAUGAGAUCACCACCACUCAGUGGAAAGAUGUGACUCUCUAUCAAGCUUUCAGUGGCCUGAAAAACAAGAAUAGCCAGCUGAAAACUCUCCUGGCCAUUAGAGGCUGGAACUUUGGAACUGCCCUAUUCACUGCUAUGGUUUCCACUCCUGAGAACUGAAAGACUUUCAUUGCCUCAGUCAUCAAAUUCCUGUGUCAGUAUGAGUUUGACAGGCUGGACUUUGACUAGGAGUAUCCUGGCUCUCGUGGGAGCCCUCCUCAGGAUAAGCACCUCUUCACCCUCCUGGUGCAGGAAAUGCAUCAAGCUUUUAAGCAGGAAACCAAGCAGGUCAACAAGUCCAGGCUGAUGAUCACCACUGCGGUAGCUGCUGGCAUCUCUAACACAUCUGGCUAUGAGAUCCCCCAGCUGUCCCAGUACCUGAACUACAUCCAUGACAUGACCUAUGACUUCCAUGGUUCCUGGGAGAGCAACACUGGAGAGAACAGCCCCUUCUACAAGUAUCCCGGUGACACUGGCAGCAACGCCUCCCUCAUUGUGGAAUAUGCCAUGAACUACUGGAAGAAUAAUGGACCCCCAGCCGAGAAGCUCAUCAUUGGAUUCUCAACCUAUGGACACACCUGUAUCCUGAGCAACCCCUCCAAUACCAGCAUUGGUGCACCCACCUCUGAUGUUGGUCCUGCUGGGCCCUACACCAGGCAGGCUGGAUUCUGGGCAUACUAUGAGAUCUAUACUUUUCUGAAAAAUGGAGCCACUCAGGAACGGGAUGCCCCUCAGGAUGUGCCUUAUGCCUAUCAGGGCAAUGAGUGAGUUGGUUAUGACAACGACAAGAGCUUCAAUAUCAAGGCUCAAUGGCUUAAGCAGAGCAACUUUGGAGGCACCAAGAUCUGGGCCAUUGGCCUGGAUGACUUCACUGGUAAUUUCUGCAGCCAGAGCAAGCUCCCCCUGAUCUCCAUCCUGAAGAAUGCUCUUGGCUUGCAGAGUGCAAGUUGCACCCCACCAGCUCAGCCCAUUGCCCCAAUAACACUUUCUCCCAGCAGUGGAAGCAGAAGUGGGAGCGGAAGUGGGAGUGGAAGCAGCAGCUCUGGAGGCAGCUAUGGGGGCAGUGGAUUCUGGGCUGGCAAAGCCAAUGGACUGUUCCCUGUGGCUAGUAAAAGAAAUGCCUUCUGGCACUGCCUGAAUGGAAUCACAUACCAGCAACACUGCCAGGCUGGGUUUGUCUUUGACAUCAGCUGUGAUUGCUGCAACUGGGCAUAA
Messenger RNA from Trichechus manatus latirostris (Florida manatee), 1440 nucleotides. It is a transcript of the gene CHIA, whose product is annotated as chitinase acidic. Gene Ontology annotation, cellular component: extracellular region. Gene Ontology annotation, molecular function: chitin binding; chitinase activity. The record is from RefSeq and is a predicted model, not a curated record. Lineage: Eukaryota; Metazoa; Chordata; Mammalia; Sirenia; Trichechidae. Gene Ontology annotation, biological process: chitin catabolic process; carbohydrate metabolic process.